Molecule: messenger RNA, 12394 nt
Organism: Nyctereutes procyonoides (raccoon dog)
Lineage: Eukaryota; Metazoa; Chordata; Mammalia; Carnivora; Canidae
Gene: PTPRT
Product: protein tyrosine phosphatase receptor type T
Exons: 32
Coding region: 16-4401 (1461 amino acids)
Biological process (GO): protein dephosphorylation
Cellular component (GO): membrane
Molecular function (GO): protein tyrosine phosphatase activity; protein binding
Source: RefSeq, a predicted model, not a curated record
CGCGCCGCCGCCCGGAUGGCGAGUCCCGCCGCGCUCGCCCUCUGCCUGCUCCUGCGGCUGCAGCUGCCGCCGCUGCCCGGCGCCCGGGCUCAGAGCGCCGCAGGUGGCUGUUCCUUUGAUGAGCACUAUAGCAACUGUGGCUAUAGCGUGGCCCUCGGGACCAAUGGGUUUACCUGGGAGCAGAUUAACACGUGGGAGAAACCAAUGCUGGACCCAGCAGUGCCCACAGGAUCCUUCAUGAUGGUGAACAGCUCUGGGAGGGCCUCUGGCCAGAAAGCCCACCUUCUCCUGCCAACCCUGAAGGAGAAUGACACCCACUGUAUCGAUUUCCAUUACUACUUCUCCAGCCGUGACAGGUCCAGCCCAGGAGCCUUGAAUGUCUAUGUAAAGGUGAACGGCGGGCCCCAGGGGAACCCUGUCUGGAACGUGUCUGGGGUCGUCACCGAGGGCUGGGUGAAGGCAGAGCUUGCCAUCAGCACCUUCUGGCCACAUUUCUACCAGGUGAUAUUUGAAUCCGUCUCUUUGAAGGGUCAUCCUGGCUACAUCGCUGUGGACGAGGUCCGGGUCCUUGCUCAUCCAUGCAGAAAAGCACCUCACUUUCUGCGGCUGCAAAACGUCGAGGUGAACGUGGGGCAGAAUGCCACAUUUCAGUGCAUUGCUGGUGGGAAGUGGUCCCAGCAUGACAAACUUUGGCUCCAGCAAUGGAACGGCCGGGACACGGCCCUUAUGGUCACCCGCGUGGUCAACCACAGACGCUUCUCAGCCACGGUCAGUGUGGCUGACACGGCCCAGCGGAGCGUGAGCAAGUACCGCUGUGUGAUCCGUUCCGAUGGCGGCUCCGGUGUGUCCAACUAUGCUGAGCUUAUUGUGAAAGAGCCUCCCACACCCAUUGCCCCGCCAGAGCUGCUGGCCGUAGGGGCCACAUACCUGUGGAUCAAGCCAAAUGCCAACUCAAUCAUCGGGGAUGGCCCCAUCAUCCUGAAGGAAGUGGAAUAUCGCACCACUACAGGCACCUGGGCUGAGACCCACAUAGUUGACUCUCCCAACUAUAAGCUGUGGCAUCUGGACCCUGAUGUGGAGUAUGAGAUCCGGGUGCUGCUCACACGACCAGGGGAGGGAGGCACGGGACCACCAGGGCCUCCCCUCACCACCAGAACCAAGUGUGCAGACCCUGUGCACGGCCCGCAGAACGUGGAGAUCGUGGACAUCCGCGCCCGGCAGCUGACCCUGCAGUGGGAGCCCUUUGGCUAUGCAGUGACCCGCUGCCACAGCUACAACCUGACGGUGCAGUACCAGUACGUGUUCAACCAGCAGCAGUACGAGGCUGAAGAGGUCAUCCAGACCUCUUCCCACUAUACCCUGCGUGGCCUGCGCCCCUUCAUGACCAUCCGGCUGCGGCUGCUGCUGUCCAACCCUGAGGGCCGGAUGGAGAGUGAGGAGCUGGUGGUGCAAACAGAGGAGGACGUUCCAGGAGCUGUGCCCCUAGAAUCCAUCCAAGGAGGGCCCUUUGAGGAGAAGAUCUACAUCCAGUGGAAACCUCCCAAUGAGACUAAUGGGGUCAUCACACUCUAUGAGAUCAACUAUAAGGCUGUUGGCUCACUGGACCCUAAUGCCGACCUCUCCAGCCAGCGGGGGAAAGUGUUCAAGCUCCGGAAUGAAACUCACCACCUCUUUGUGGGUCUGUACCCGGGAACGACCUACUCAUUCACCAUCAAGGCCAGCACAGCAAAGGGCUUCGGCCCCCCCGUCACCACUAGGAUCGCCACCAAGAUUUCAGCUCCAUCGAUGCCAGAAUAUGACACAGACACGCCCCUGAAUGAAACGGACACGACCAUCACGGUGAUGCUGAAACCUGCUCAGUCACGAGGAGCCCCUGUCAGUGUUUAUCAGCUGGUUGUCAAGGAGGAACGACUUCAGAAGUCACGAAGGGCAGCUGACAUCAUUGAGUGCUUUUCGGUGCCUGUGAGCUAUAGAAAUGCCUCCAGCCUUGAUUCUCUACACUACUUUGCUGCUGAAUUGAAGCCUGCCAACCUGCCUGUCACCCAGCCAUUUACAGUGGGUGACAAUAAGACAUACAAUGGAUACUGGAACCCUCCUCUUUCCCCUCUGAAAAGCUACAGCAUCUACUUCCAGGCACUCAGCAAAGCAAAUGGAGAGACCAAAAUCAACUGCGUUCGCCUGGCUACAAAAGGUGCCUCCACCCAGAAUUCUAACACCGUGGAGCCAGAGAAGCAAGUGGACAACACUGUGAAGAUGGCUGGUGUGAUCGCUGGCCUCCUCAUGUUCAUCAUCAUUCUCCUGGGUGUCAUGCUCACCAUCAAAAGGAGAAGAAAUGCUUAUUCCUACUCCUAUUACUUGAAGCUGGCCAAGAAGCAGAAGGAGACACAGAGUGGAGCCCAGAGGGAGAUGGGGCCUGUGGCCUCAGCCGACAAACCCACUACCAAGCUCAGCACCAGCCGCAAUGAUGAAGGCUUCUCCUCUAGCUCUCAGGAUGUUAAUGGAUUCACAGAUGGCAGCCGUGGGGAGCUGUCCCAGCCCACACUCACGAUCCAGACUCACCCCUACCGAGCUUGUGACCCCGUGGAGAUGAGUUAUCCCCGGGACCAGUUCCAGCCCGCCAUCCGAGUGGCUGACCUGCUGCAGCACAUCACCCAGAUGAAGAGAGGCCAGGGCUACGGGUUCAAAGAGGAAUAUGAGGCCUUACCAGAAGGGCAGACAGCUUCGUGGGACACAGCCAAAGAGGACGAAAACCGCAAUAAGAAUCGAUAUGGAAAUAUCAUAUCCUAUGACCAUUCCCGGGUGAGGCUGCUGGUGCUGGAUGGAGACCCACAUUCUGACUACAUCAACGCCAACUACAUUGAUGGAUACCAUCGACCUCGGCACUACAUUGCAACUCAGGGUCCAAUGCAAGAGACUGUCAAGGACUUUUGGAGAAUGAUCUGGCAGGAGAACUCAGCCAGCAUCGUCAUGGUCACAAACCUCGUGGAAGUGGGCAGGCACCCAGCGGAACACACUGUGGGAAAUGCCACUCUAGGCCGCGCGGCGUCCCCCGGAAUGGUGAAGUGUGUACGGUACUGGCCGGAUGACACAGAGGUCUACGGAGACAUCAAAGUCAGCCUGAUUGAGACAGAGCCCCUAGCAGAAUAUGUCAUACGCACCUUCACAGUCCAGAAGAAAGGCUACCACGAGAUCCGGGAGCUCCGCCUCUUCCACUUCACCAGCUGGCCCGACCACGGUGUCCCCUGCUACGCCACCGGCCUCCUGGGCUUCGUGCGCCAGGUCAAGUUUCUCAACCCCCCUGAGGCUGGGCCCAUAGUGGUCCACUGCAGUGCUGGAGCGGGGAGGACCGGCUGCUUCAUCGCCAUCGACACCAUGCUCGACAUGGCUGAGAACGAAGGGGUGGUGGACAUCUUCAACUGUGUGCGCGAGCUCCGGGCCCAGAGGGUCAACCUGGUGCAGACGGAGGAGCAGUACGUGUUUGUGCACGAUGCCAUCCUGGAAGCGUGCCUCUGCGGCAACACCGCCAUCCCCGUGUGCGAGUUCCGCUCUCUCUACUACAACAUCAGCAGGCUGGACCCCCAGACCAACUCCAGCCAAAUCAAAGAUGAGUUUCAGACCCUCAACAUCGUGACGCCCCGCGUCCGGCCCGAGGACUGCAGCAUCGGGCUCCUGCCCCGGAAUCAUGAUAAGAACCGGAGUAUGGAUGUCCUGCCUCUGGACCGCUGCCUGCCCUUCCUUAUCUCAGUGGAUGGGGAACCCAGCAACUAUGUCAAUGCCGCACUGAUGGACAGCCACAAGCAGCCUGCCGCCUUCGUGGUCACCCAGCACCCUCUACCCAACACCGUGGCAGACUUCUGGAGGCUGGUGUUCGACUAUAACUGCUCUUCUGUGGUGAUGCUGAAUGAGAUGGACACUGCCCAGCUCUGUAUGCAGUACUGGCCUGAGAAGACCUCCGGGUGCUACGGGCCCAUCCAAGUGGAGUUCGUGUCUGCGGACAUUGAUGAGGACAUCAUCCACAGAAUAUUCCGCAUCUGCAAUAUGGCUCGGCCUCAGGAUGGAUAUCGGAUAGUCCAGCACCUCCAGUACAUCGGCUGGCCCGCCUACCGGGACACACCCCCCUCCAAGCGCUCUCUGCUCAAAGUGGUCCGGCGGCUGGAGAAAUGGCAGGAGCAGUAUGACGGGAGGGAGGGGCGCACGGUGGUCCACUGCCUAAAUGGGGGCGGCCGCAGUGGAACCUUCUGUGCCAUCUGCAGCGUGUGUGAGAUGAUCCAGCAGCAAAACAUCAUUGACGUGUUCCACAUCGUGAAAACACUGCGUAACAACAAAUCCAACAUGGUGGAGACCCUGGAACAGUAUAAAUUUGUAUACGAGGUGGCACUGGAAUAUUUAAGCUCCUUUUAGCCUGAUGGGAUGGGGAGCCUGCCGGAGCCCAGCGGCUGCUGCAGCUACGUGCCCCACCCCCCCUUUCUGUGAAUGGUGACUGGGCUCAGGGGCUUAGAGCUGGCACCCUGCCCAACUCCAAGGAGAAGCCUGGAGGGUCCCGUGUUCUGUGGUAGGCUCUGCACCUUCCAAGUGCUCUCCUGGAGCUGUGGGAGGUGCUGCUCUGAAAGGCCCAGGCCUCCCUUCCACACCCAACCAAGCGGCGGCCACAGGCCUGUGCAGAAGUGCUCCUGUGGCAAGGCCCUGGAUUUUUCGGUUCCCAGACCUCCUGCUUUUGCUCUUCUCAAGUUUGCGAAUCUCCUGGCAAGCCCCCUGUGUGAGUGUUGGGGAGUGACAGCCUCAGCAGCACCUCCCUGCCCUACUUGUCCUUGGGAGUGGAAGGGAUGUGUGCUCUCCCCUCCUGUGUCGUGGAAAUGAUUAGGGCUCUUGGGGGGAGGAGGGUCCCUGCUGCGCUAGCCCCCUGCAGUCUCCUUCAGGGUUCUCUGGCACUGGACACCUGUCGCUCUGGAUCAGCGUGACCGCGGGAUGCUCCUGAGACCACAGCAGAGGCCCCCACUCACACACCUAACCCGCAUGGGGCUUGGCCCGAUACCGUUCUGUACCCCUCCCCUAGCCUAGGCCUUGACCUGUCACUCACUGGCCAGCCCACUGUGUCCACAGCCUUUGAGAAAGGUUCUCUUUGCUUUUUGUAAUUGGUGGGAAGGGGGAGCAUGGAACUCUGCUGCUCUUCCUUGUCUUUGUGAAAAGGAACCAUCUCUCUGGGGCAGGGCUCUGGCUGACCCUCUGUCUCUUGGGGGGUGGAUAAGAUUUGAUUAUUUUCCAAAAUGUGUAUGAAAAGAAACUGUUUUGGAGUUGUAAAAUCUUAGUCUGUUAUGUCAAAAUAAAAGGGGGAGGGAAGUUUGAAUGUGUAAUAUAAGACAAAUCUCUCAGGCCUGUAAUCUUUCCUGGCAAUGUCCUUAAAAGAUCCCACCCUGCAACAGCACUGCCAUUGAGUGAGGGAGACAGGCUAAUCUGAAAAUAGUUCCUUCAGUUUCCGGGGCUGAUAAAAUACCAGCUUUGUGCAUCAUCAUGGAUCUCCAAAUUUGAACUCCCUCCUAGAGAAACCCCUAGCUGCCAUCAUAAGAAAGAUCAAGGUGGACCUAGUUAUGCUUUGGUUUAAAAUAAGCCAAGGAUCUCUAGGGUCUUGUCCAAAGUGUGGGUGAGUCAGUGACAGGGAACCAGUAUUUGCUCAGCACCUACUGUAUGCCAGGCUUGGCACGUUCCAUAUGACAUCUCACGCAGUCCUAGAACCCCCAUGAGAGAACUACUAACCUGUCAUCAUCUCCACAAUUGGGGAAACUGAGGCAUCUUCCUCAGUGAUGAAAUUCUGGGUUCUGACCAGGCAGACAUUGGUGAUAAGACUUGAUCACACCAUUUUCUUCAUCUUUCUCAGCAAAGCAGUUAUUUUAUGGAGGGUAAAAUAAGGCCAGAAACUUCUAAGCAGAGAACUCCACAAUGGAUAUCUAAUUCUUUCUUUCUGAUGUGAGUUCUUACGUGAAGCCCGGAAUUUCAGGUACAUCUUCAGAACUCAUUCCCGGCUCCCCAGGAAAGCUAGUCCCAUCUAAUUUCUUAGCCCAUGAAAACAGGUGCGUGUUCCCUCAGGCUAUGAGAUCUUCCAGCCAGGGACACACUCUCUACCUUGGUCUCCAUUGGGUGCUCAAGCACAGUUUCUGGCAAACUCAGGGUGGCCUGGGAUCUAGAAAGCUCCACUUGGAGGCCAUCUAGCCCCAGACAGGGGAUGAGGAGUAGAGAAUUCAAUAAGCCACAGGUUUUUGCACCCAAGAGCUCACUGUAUACUGGAGAAAUUGAACCCCAGUGCAGAGGUGGUGAAGCAUAUGAGUAUUAUAUGAACCUGGGAGCAAGACUCUGCCUGCCUAGGGCUUCCUAGAGAAGAUGGCAUCCAUUCCAGCUUGGUCUCAACAGGUAGAAAAAGGGAAGAAAGGCAAUCAGUCCAAGGGAUCUGGAUAUGCCAUGACGAAGAGGUAUGAAAACUCCUUGGGAUGGGGGCGCAUCCGGGGAGCAGGGGAAGUCAGGUGGUAUGGUGGGAAGUGAACCCAGCUGGAACAUAGCACUGUAGGAGGGGUGGCAGGGGAUGAGCUGGGGCAGGGAGGAGAGAGCACACUUAGAGUAUAGACUAUCCCUGAGGGCAGCAGGGAAGCCAGCAGAGCUACUGAGUGAUAUGCUGGGCUCCGUUAGAGAAGACUCCCUCUGGGGCCAGUGGGGCUGCCUCUUUUCCUUUCAUCAGACACUGUGAAAACAUUCCCUCAGUGUGUGCGUUUUAAUAUCACAUCUGUCUGUCUGCUCGUUAUUUUGUUGCGAGAACAAAAUAUGCGUGGAUCAUGAGACUCAGCUUCUGUGAGAAACUCAGGAUCUCUGCUCAACCAUGGAGCAGGGUGACGAAUUCAGGCCUCCAGACCCAUAAGGAUGGGAUAUGAAAGGAGCCCACAGAAGCUGUUCCCAUUGGCAUGGGCUCUGGAGCUGUCUGAAAGUCCAGGGACACCAGACUUGAUCACGGAAAGGCUGUCACUUUGGAGGUUCAAAAGGAAGCGUCUCAAAGUGAAGGAAAGCAGAGGAGCCCCCCAGCGAACUUUCUCUUCUCCUUUGAUGGGUCCCUUCCCUGGUGUGCUUGAGCUGGCCCCCUGGCUCCCAGCCACUGCUCCAGCCGGCGUCCACACAGCCUCCCAGGAGCCUAUAGCCGAGCAAAUCAGCCUGGCAUAUGCUCUUUUCUCAGAUCACGGCUCAUCCAUGCCGAAUGGGGGAGGGGAGCUAUCCACACAAAUCCUAAGAUUUUUUCUGCUCCAGAAGGGGUGACGGGGCUAGCAGAUAAAAAUGACACUGGCUUCUGUCGUUUCAAAUGGUAGGAAUUUAAAAUGUGACUUCAGGGAAAAGGGAAAUUGUAAAACCACAGGCUGUGGUGGGGUAACCAGCCCAACAAGGGCCACUGAUGUUUCCCCCAGCUAGGCUCCCCAUCUUCUCAAAACCCAGCUGCUCUCUAAAGAGGGCAGGGCAGUGAAGAGGUCUUAGGCCAGUUAACAAGGGAUGAAACUAAGGCUUGUGAUGGGGAUAUCUCCCCCUAAGAUGGGGCGCUGGUGCCCUGGAACUUGGACUUGAUCCAGUCCCUGGGAAAUAAGAGCAAACACCCUCAAACCUAUCUUCCCACCCCACUCCACUCAGAGGGUGGGCUACCUUUGAUGAUGCAGAGGAAAAUAGUAUCCAUGCUCUCUGAGCCUCCACAGCAAGGGUCGGCCUUCUCUCUCUUGGAUGCCAAAGAGAGUUGCCCCCGCUUAGUACAGAGCCUCUGGGUCACCUAGUUAUGGGCUCUGUAGAAGAUAUGAGGAACUGAUGAGAAGCCAGGAACCAUUACCAACCUGUGUCUAUUUGUGGCCUAGCUGGCUUAAGGAAGUAACUUAGCUCUGCCUCCACUGUGCCCUUUCACCCUUUCUGGGCCUCUAGAUGACCACAGCACCCUCCUUUCAUGGGAACAGAGGGAUCAGGUUGCUCUUAAUGCUUGCCCUCUUCUGUGUGUGUAUCCGGAAUCUGUCAGCCUUCACAUGGAACCUGGGGACCCUUUGUUGGGGACUGUAACCAGGGAGCUCAAUGAAUUCUUCCAACAUCUCUAAGAAGUGUUUAUGAUUGUCACCAUUUUACAGAUGAGGAAACAGAAGCUCAGAGAGGAGAUAUCAGUUCCCCAGUUAGUGACUAGGCGAGCCAACAAUUAAAUUUCUUCUGACUCCAAAAACAAUAUUUUUCCACCACGAUGUCUCAGAUUUUCUCAUGGAUCUACCCAUAACAUCAAAGACUAGAGUGGAACAGAUAACCCAGUGGAUCUUGUUGUGAAGUCCAAAGCACACAAUCCUAAAAUUGCAUUAGUCUCUUGAUUCACUUUAACAAUUCAUGCAAUACUUCCAUUCCACUCUAAUUUGCCUGAAUUUUUUUAAAGGACUAUUUUUUAAAUGAUGUGCCCUAGUCCUUCAAGUGGCUUUGGUCCCCUCAACCCACUAUGACAUACUCAUAUGCCAGUCUGAGAGUCACAGUGUCUGGCCAUACUGUUUCCUCCUGAGACCAGGUCCAGACUCAGGUUUAAGACCACUCAGCUUCCCCUAGAUAGAUGCUUUGGUGUGGGGGUACCAUGACCUCACCACUCACGGGUUGAUCUCAACUCAUGUUUCUUCCAGCUGGAUGCUGGAAGGAACCCAUUGGCAUAUCCUAGGAUGAUGAGGAUAUGCUCAUCUGCCUUGGUGAAGGCUGAGCCCAUAUUACCCUAAAGGAAAAGGAGAAGAUGUAUACAGCCUUUCUGAACAGAUUCCUGAAUGCUGGGACUUCUAGAAUGUUAUACCCUUUGUCUGGGUGAAGUCACAUGGUUUCUAAUGUGGGAAAAUCUAAGGACAUGCUUCACAUGAGGGGCUAGGGUCUGGAAGGCUUCUCACUUUACUUUAAUCAUACAUACUUACAUAAUGGGUUCCUGUAACAUGCCAGGGCCCUGGAAGGGGUGCUGCCAGGAAGCACAGAUUAUUAUGGCACAGUUCAUCCCUUAGUGAGGCAUGCAGUUGGUUGGAAGAGCUUAUAGUCUUCAGUUCAAAUCACAGCUUGGCCAUUCUUAGCUAUACAAUGUUGGGCCAACCAAUUAAUGGCAAAAGAUGUGAAAAAAGGAGCCUCGGCCAUGUAGAAGGCACAGAUUUGGAGAACUUUGAGUAAGAAAACAGCAAGGCAAGGUCAAGAAGUUGGGACCCAAAAGAAAUAUUCAAGGAUGCACAUGGAAUACAGGGCAAAGUGGUCACUUCUGUGGUCCCCAGGACAGGGGACAGGGAGGGCUGGCCAGGACCACUGGGAGCAAAGAUGCCACUUUAGACCAAGUAUCAAUGUCUUGGAGAAAAGAUGAUAAUUUUCCCUCUGUCUAAUCAAACCCUAUUUCUUCAUCAUCUGUUCCCCAUUGCUAAACUAGCUCCUGUUGUAUGUUCUCCCUAGGAUCCACACUUUCUCAGCUUCAGUAUGAAUCCCUGUUGUGUGCAUACAGUUAUCAGUCUAGUUAGGCUGCUGCAGACAGCAGAAGUGAGGCCCAGGGAGGAAUAGCGAGGCACUCACCAUGUCAUUUCAGCAGGAGUAACUGUCCUACCCAGACCCAGAGAUACUGAAGGAGAUGAUAAUUCUCCUACACCUCACUGCCUUAGAACAGAAUGAAGAAAACCACCUUCCUUUAGCCUGCACCUAGCCAUUCCUGGGCUAGACAGGCCAUCAGCACCCCGCUAAGUCAGAAGUGAUGCCAUGGGAAACAUGAACCAGCCCAAGAGGAAGAUAAGCAGGAUGUUAACAGACUGUGCUGGGCUAUAUCUGUGUCAACCCCAGCUACAGGGAAGAUCAGAAGAUGAAACUUGAGUCACAUAGGUGGCCAUUUCAUCUCAAAGCCCUGACCUGCUUUCCCCACCAUCCUACUAGUCAGAGCUCCUUCUCAGCUGAUGAUGCCAGCUCCAAGUCACAGCCCAGUAAAACAGGAAAAAGACAAAGUGAAUCCAACUAGAGGAGACCAGGUGAGAUACAUCAUUGUUCCUAUAUUCGCGUGCAAGGGUUCCAAUUUGGAGGUUCUCCGUGUAUAUACAACUGAAAGUGAUAAAAAUAUAUGGCAUUGGCAGCACCUAGCAAGGAUCUGCUUUUGAUGUCAUAUACAGUCUGAGCAGCAGGGAGAGAAGUACAUGGCAAAAAGUGGAGGGGACUGCUAUACUCAUGUCCUCUGACAUAUAUUUCAGAGUUAUAGAUAUGACCCUCAGAAGCACAGCGGAGAGGUCUAAGCCAUAUUCAUGAACAGGAGAAGACUUUCUUCUGGUUUAUGGCUAACCAGAGGUAGACUUUUACAUACCACUGGCUGUGCAACUGUCUUGUAGAGACCAAGCCCAUCUCUUGCAUGCCUCCUGCCCACCCUCAGAAAAGAUGGGAAAGGUCAUCAGAGUGGCCACAUUCACUUCCACGUUCACUCAUAAAUUUUAGGUCCCCAAGAGGUAGAGUCAGCACCUACAGUGGUAAGACCCCACACCAAGCAUCCUAGCUGAGAGCUUGGGGAUGAUCCAUUGGGGCUGAUACAAGGGAUGUGAGAAGACUCAGGAUGAGUCUAUAAGAAAGACCCUUUGGGACUGGAUCACCAAGGAACAUCCUUCAGAGCUUCUCUAAAUGAUGGGAUUUAGACUCUGACCCUUGAUUGGAAUGUUCAGAAAAUAAGGGUCCAGGGGCAGUAGAGCAUUGGGCAGGAAGGUACUGAUAUGAAAUCCUGGAGCUCAGGGUAAUUCAUAUAAUUUAUGGCUCCUUGGUGAGUGGAAUUCUUAGAUUUGGGGGAGGAAGGGGAAUGUGAAAUAACCUGCCAAUGGUGCACUAAUGAGUCCCUGUAAGCAUACUUCAGUGCUCUUGGGCUUGUGAAUACGAAUCCAUAGACCUCCUAUAGGAUGAUCUGACAAGCUCUCAGUGCUCACCAUACCCCUAUCCCUCCCAUGGAAGAUCAGUGAUGGAAGAUACUCCUUGGAUCAAAGCCCCAGGGCAGUCUGGAGGCUCAGAGGGCCAAGCAGUAUCCUCCCAGGUCAAAUCAGACUUCCAAAGGGUCAGACAUAAUGUUAGUGCCCAUGUGCCUAUAUAUCAUUGGACAAAAUUCAAGCAUGGUUUGCUAGUCCCAGGUCGCUGCUCUGAGUGGAACUAGGAUCAAUGCAUGAAGUUUGAUGAUUUUAAGGAAGAACUGGCUGUGUGCCAGAGAGUAUGAGCUGCCCAUCUCAGCAGUGGUCCAACAGAGGCCAGACUUUAAAGGGAAGAAAGAGCAUUGAGGGAUGACCUUUCACUCUCUUCCACCCUAGAUGGGUGAUAUGUUAUGGAGCUUGGACUGUAUUUGAACCCCUUUAUUCCUACAAAGCACAAAGCCAAGGCUGUGCUUGGUUUGUGCCAGUUGAAGUCCCCUACUCUCCUGCCCAAGCCUUCCCACCAUGCAGACUGAGAUGCUGCUCUGGCCCCAUAGUCAGGACUUAUCCUGGCUGGUUAUCACCAGAAAGUCCAGAAAGAACAGUUGCUUUGCCAUAGACCCAAUGCCUACCAAGAUCUGUGAUGAGACCAACCAUAGUUCAGGCCCACUGGCCAACAAGGCCAUCAGUGACAGCCAGAACUAGCAAAGGUCCAAGCAGAACCCAGAGCAGGGCUUUGCUUAGCACAAACAUUAUGUCCAGAGGUUACUUCCACCCCCCUUCCUACUUGAGGCCUGUUGAAGCAGACUGCAAAAGCAAAAGCACAGUGACUCAGUCGGCAUAUAAUUAUAGUCAUCCCCAGGGCAUCCGUGUCAUUGCCAAGUGGAUCCUGGUCUAGCCCAGGUUAAUUUACGCUAACCCAUUUUGGCAGUCAGAUCAAAAGCACUAUUCUACCUUCUGUUUUCACCCUACAUCAACUGGCCAACGAAAGGCAAAGAAAGAGUCAGGGCUUCUACCCUUGUCUUGGCUCCCGGACACCAUCAUCACCCCCUAAGGGCCAUCAUGGGGUUCCCACUUGACUCUAGGAAGACUGACAUCAUCACAUCCACUGGGCAUAUGAUAUUGCAUGAGACCAAAGUCUCCACCUUCUCCGUGAAUCCCAAUGACCUGCACUUGUACAGUUUGGGUGUUUGAUAGAUAAAGCACGUAUGAGAAGAGAAAACAAAAUAAAUCAACUUUUCCAAAAGCCAGCACUGUGCUGUCAAUGUUCUUUUUUUUUUUUUCUUUUUCCUUUCCAAUUCUGGCUUAAAAAAAGCAGAAGGUAAAUAAUGUCAGGUCAAUGAAUAUCAGAUAUAUUUUUUGACUGUACAUUACAGUGAAGUGUAAUCUUUUUACACCUGCAAGUCCAUCUUAUUUAUUCUUGUAAAUGUUCCCUGACAAUGUUUGUAAUAUGGCUGUGUUGAAAAUCUAUACAAUAAAGCUGUGAC